This is a messenger RNA of Pestalotiopsis fici W106-1, 885 nucleotides long. RefSeq lists its product as uncharacterized. Lineage: Eukaryota; Fungi; Ascomycota; Sordariomycetes; Amphisphaeriales; Sporocadaceae. The transcript is spliced from 2 exons. The record is from RefSeq and is a predicted model, not a curated record. The coding region runs from base 1 to 885 and encodes 294 amino acids.
AUGAUUGGAUCAUCAGCAUUGGCAGUCUUGCUUCUAGCUUCGACAUUCCUUACUGGCCUAUCGGCACAAAACAUCAGUGCAAGCGUUGACCAGCCGAAUCCAAUCGCUCAAAUGUACCCGGAUCUCAUCAGUGGCAAUCUAAAUGGAACGACCAUGAUAAUACCCAUUGCGAUUGCGCAAGCGCAAAGCCUUGUACCAGAGUAUCCAAUUCUGGAAUCUGUAUACACGUCUCUCCUGCCCACGUUUCCCGCGGGCAUGUAUCCCUUGGUAGUCACGGUCAAGCACGACCACGAUAUACAAUUGGCGUUGUAUAACCUAUCUCUAGCGGAUUUUACUCGAGCGGCUUUUGAGUUCCCUUUCCUAGACCUCAGCGGGGAUGGCGCGACGCCCUUUCGCCUCCAAAAGACGAUUCUGAUCACGGCGAGCAAUCAAAUCGCCAUCGAGGGAGCACAAGGUUAUGACAUUACCGCAUACCCGGCGAAUUUUGAUCCGCCAAAUGAUGCAUACCGAUCUGAUGGGGAUUCGGGCACGUAUUUUAGUGCCAAUGGCGUACGGAACGGCUCCGAUAUCGCGAGAUACAUGACCAUUGCAACCCAGUCCACGACUGGGGGCUACACGGCGAAUCCUUAUCCAUUCGACUUUAUCAAGAACAUCACCAAUCAGGUGACAUUUGCGGCAUCGAGUCUGUGCGACGAUUACCAGUUGCUGUACAACACAUCGCUCACGGCAGCCCCGUUCGAGCCCAAGCCUGUCAUUGGUACGGUGACAGCGUUGCUGGAGCCAUUUGACGCGCCGCAGUCAUGGACUGGCGUCUAUGGCUGGCAGUACGCUGCGGCGUUCUUGGAACCUGUCGCUCCGGCAGCUUGUCCAUCGGCCAAACGAUGA